Molecule: messenger RNA, 1307 nt
Organism: Musa acuminata AAA Group (dessert banana)
Lineage: Eukaryota; Viridiplantae; Streptophyta; Magnoliopsida; Zingiberales; Musaceae
Exons: 6
Coding region: 393-1166 (257 amino acids)
Biological process (GO): protein ubiquitination
Cellular component (GO): membrane
Molecular function (GO): ubiquitin-protein transferase activity; zinc ion binding
Source: RefSeq, a predicted model, not a curated record
GCCACCUCUUCCUCUGUUCUCGCCUCUUCGCCAUUUCCCUUCCUUCAGCCCGACUCAUCAUCCAAAUCCCACCUUCUACGUCUUCCUCUCCUUCCCUUCUGCUACCUGUGAUUCUCCUUCACAUGUUUUUGGUUUUCCUUGGCCUGUGUUGUCCCCGGAGGAAGGAGAAGGAAAGAGAGAAAGCCAUCGAGACGCGUACGAAAGCUGCCAUUCCGUCUAACUCCUUUUUACCCGGAGUUCGUGGGUUCUUCUCCUUCCAGGUGUUCUUCCUCCUGUGCGGAUUCUGCCGAACUUAAGUCUGUUCCCUUCCCACUCUUCUCUCAUUAAAUUGUGGGUUCUUGCUUUCUCGUUAUCGUACUCCUUGCUCUGUCUUCCUUUCGGAUUCCAAAACAAUGGGAGACCAUCUCGCUCUGGUUGUGGAUGAUUUGCUGGCGAAGCCGACCCUUGAAGCUGCAGCUGGAAACAGGAAACAUGCGUUCGUAGAUACCAAUACAACAUCAUCAUCGGCUGACCCUGCUGCAUCAGCAAAGUUGAAGGAGUGCAGAAUCUGCCAUGAAGAAGACCACGAUUCCAACAUGGAGAUCCCCUGCUCAUGCAGGGGCAGCUUGAAGUAUGCUCAUCGGGUAUGCGUUCAGCGUUGGUGCAACCAGAAAGGCGAUACGAUGUGCGAGAUAUGCCUCCAGCAAUUCAAUCCAGGUUAUACCACUCUGCCGAAGUUGUACGAUUACGGGAGUACUCCGAUGAACUUUAGCUGGGAGAUCUCUGCACAGGACUUUCGCGAUACACAGUUCAUCACAAUGUUUCCGUCAGAUCAUGGUGCCAUUGACUCAGCUGUGGAUUAUCGUGACCAUUCGAGGACAAGCAACACUUUUUGCUGUCGAUCAAUCACUGUAAUCUUCAUGGUUCUUCUGGUUCUUCGGCAUGCCCUUCCUCUCUUGAUCAGCGAUGACGACGAGUAUUCAUUUACCCUGUUCUCGAUGCUGGUGUUGAAGACUGCCGGAGUAAUCUUACCGAUAUUUUUGGUUCUUGGAAUCAUAAACAAAAUUCAACGGCGGCGCCGGCGUCGGGUACAACAUCGAACUGUUCUUUUACUUGAGAAAAUAGUUGUAAAGAUUGCAAAUAUAAUGCAUGCUACAGGAAAACUGGAUAGCAUUAGUCACAUCUGAAGGAGAAAGAAGUCCAGAAUGAAUUCAUCGUCCCAAAUUGAAGGUUGCUGAUUGAAGCAACAAAGUGAUGGUAGCAGAAGCAGUGUGAAAAACACAUAUAUAAAUUUUAGAACGCUGUAAAUGAACCAAAAAGAAGUGUGA